AUGCCUGAGGAAACGCAGACACAGGACCAACCUAUGGAGGAAGAGGAAGUGGAGACUUUUGCCUUUCAGGCAGAAAUUGCUCAAUUGAUGUCUUUAAUCAUUAAUACAUUCUAUUCCAAUAAAGAGAUCUUUUUGAGAGAGCUAAUUUCAAAUUCAUCUGAUGCCUUGGACAAAAUCAGAUAUGAGAGCUUGACAGAUCCAAGUAAACUAGAUUCUGGGAAAGAGCUAAACAUUAGUAUCAUUCCAAACAAAGAUGAUCGCACCCUUACCAUUGUAGAUACUGGUAUUGGAAUGACCAAAGCUGAUUUGAUCAACAAUCUUGGUACCAUAGCAAAGUCUGGAACCAAAGCUUUUAUGGAAGCAUUACAGGCUGGUGCAGAUAUCUCCAUGAUUGGUCAAUUUGGUGUUGGUUUUUAUUCUGCCUAUCUGGUUGCUGAGAAAGUGACCGUCAUCACCAAGCAUAAUGAUGAUGAACAGUAUGCCUGGGAGUCUUCAGCAGGAGGGUCAUUCACUGUUAGGACUGAUAUAGGUGAACCUAUGGGUCGUGGAACAAAGGUAAUUCUGCAUCUGAAAGAGGACCAAACUGAGUACUUGGAGGAAAGAAGAAUAAAGGAAAUUGUGAAGAAGCACUCUCAAUUUAUUGGCUAUCCGAUUACUCUUUUUGUGGAAAAAGAACGGGAUAAAGAAGUCAGUGAUGAUGAAGCAGAGGAAAAAGAAGAGAAACAGGAGAAGGNCUUGGAGAUAAACCCUGACCAUUCCAUUAUUGAAACUCUAAGGCAAAAGGCAGAGGCUGACAAGAAUGAUAAAUCUGUGAAAGAUCUGGUCAUCUUGUUGUAUGAGACUGCACUGCUGUCUUCUGGUUUCAGUUUGGAGGAUCCUCAGACACAUGCCAAUCGGAUCUACAGGAUGAUCAAACUUGGUCUUGGAAUUGAUGAAGAUGAUUCAACUACUGAAGAAACCAAUGCAGCUAUAACUGAGGAAAUGCCACCUCUUGAAGGAGAUGAUGACACAUCACGUAUGGAAGAAGUAGACUAAAGCAUUCCAAUUCAUGGAGCAAAAGCAUGUUUCCUAGACUAGUCUGAAUAAGUUAUUUUGUAUAAGGUGUUGAGAGAAUACUUGAUGUCUUCAUUCCCUCUGAUGUAUAUUUUCAGAUAUGUUCUCUUUAUUUUUGUUAAAUCACUUUUUAAAAAAUGUAUGGCAUGAACAUGCUGUUUAAGGGGAAGUUUAGGUUUCUUUUCCCUUCUAAGUAUAAUCAAUAUUGUGAUACCUUAGACAAUUCAAGCAAGAACUAGUAAUCAUUGUAGUUUACUUUGGUUUUAUUUUAGGGAGGGAGAAAUAUCUUUAAUAUGUCCAGACAUUGUAAUCCUAAUGUUAGUUUACUAACAUUCUUGUGGUCUGAUAACAGUAUGUAGUUAUCAGCUGAAUAAUGGAAUUGAAUUACUCCUUGGUCUCUAAAAUACACUGUUGAGGUAUCUUAAAAUGUUUAUAAAACUGUCUUUCUUUUAUAUACUUAAAAGAAUUGAGUUGCAUUCUAUUCCACCAGUUUAUGCAUGUGUAAACCCUGGAAGUCUAGGAAAAUAAAAGUGUUAACACCAAGAAA
Messenger RNA from Gracilinanus agilis (Agile Gracile Mouse Opossum), 1600 nucleotides. RefSeq names its product heat shock protein 90 alpha family class A member 1 (gene HSP90AA1). The record is from RefSeq and is a predicted model, not a curated record. The coding region runs from base 1 to 1035 and encodes 344 amino acids. The transcript is spliced from 5 exons. Gene Ontology annotation, biological process: cellular response to heat; protein folding; protein stabilization. Lineage: Eukaryota; Metazoa; Chordata; Mammalia; Didelphimorphia; Didelphidae. Gene Ontology annotation, molecular function: ATP-dependent protein folding chaperone; disordered domain specific binding; ATP hydrolysis activity. Gene Ontology annotation, cellular component: perinuclear region of cytoplasm; cytosol; nucleus.